GGAGAAGUACGGAAGAAACACGGGGGACGCAUGAAAGAAAUGCGGAAGCGUAGGAAGGUCGUGAACGACGUCCAAUCUGUUUACGGUGCAACAUAGGAUAUUGAAUGGCGAUGAACUGUAUGACAAAAACGGAUACGUGUCCGGUCUUGUUUGCAUCAACAUUUCAACAAACACAUUUACUGUGCGACAAUUAUCCGAUCUGACCGUUUGAAGCUUGGACACAGCAAGGUUUUAAAGUGUUUGUUUAAAUACAACAGGAAGUACGAUCAACGUUGGCGUGGGUUAUGCAACUCUGCUUCAAACAUUUUCGCAAUAUUUUCGGGUAUAUAAAACAGUAAUUUGAACGACAGCAACAACAGAAAAGGAGAACCUCGCACAGGAUGAGGUCGUCAGCUUUAUUCAGUGCUUUUAUUCUGACGAUAGUGUGCUCGUUGCUCGUUCAGGAAUUACAGGCGACGUGCAAGUGUGGAAAUUUGGGAUCGGGUACGAACCCCUGCACCUGCAGCGACACGGUCGUUAAAGCUGCGAAAUUGCCGAAACCAAUAUUCUUCGCAUCCCCCGAAGAAAUUAACGAUGCUGCAGCUGCGAGAAACAGUAUAUUCAAUACUAAUAAUGCCAACACUAACGCCUACAUCAGCGAUAACAGCGAUACCAUCGUAAUAAGUAACAGCGAUAGCGAUUCCGAUGUGAUUAGCAACAGUGAUAGCAGCGAGACGAUUAGCAACAACGAUAGCAACAGCGAGACGAUUACAAUUAGCAACAACAAUUCGCCCGUUGUCACCAUCACCGACAAUCAACAAAUCUCGGAAACUUUGGAGCUUGACGAUUCAUCGGAUUCGAAUAUCAAUAUUGUACCCAGUUUCACACCGAUCGGCGACUUGUGCUACCCGCUUCCGAUCGAUUCUCGCAGCGGCAAACUAAUUGAAAAAACUAGAGUGAUUCCAGCUUAUCCGGGAAAAAUUAUUUGCAACACCUGCAAUCCUGCGGCGCCGUAUGAAAUUUGCAUAAAUACGCUUAACGGAGAAACUACCACUAGAAUGCUGUCUGGUCCAACGAGCGAUCCCAAUUCUGCAUUGCUUGUAACACCGAGCACCGGCACACUGGACAAAUUGGGAUUUAGAUUAGGAUCGCGGGGGAACAUGAAUACCGGAAUAUUCGGUGGACCAUCUUCCGUACUUAGUACAGGCAGAGGAGGAUCGGCUUCCGGAGCAUUUGGCGGAUUUGGUGCAUUGAAAUCGAGAUUGUUUGGACAUAAAAAUUUGGGACUGCUUGGUAGAUCUCAAUCGAGAACUUUCGGUCAAAACUUUCAGUCGAGUCCUCGUGUGUACAACAACGUGCUCCCUCCGCUUUUGAACAUUCCUCAAACACCUAGAACAGCUGUUAUAAGCAGCAGUUCUUCGAGCUUUUGCGAGGACGACGAAACCACAGACUACGGUCUAACAGAUUACACGUAUCCGCAAAUACCAGCGGACGCUGUGUCUCUUACCCUGGCGUAUAAAAAUCUUCGAGCCCCAAAUGUAAUCUACAGACAAGGAAAACAAUUUGUACCGGAAGAUAAGUUAUCGUUUGGCCAUCGUACGGUUCCAAACGAGGAGAACAACGAGAAAAAGAUACCAGAUAUUCCAGAAGAGAAACUCGUCACUGUCGACAAGCCUGUCGUUGAAUUAAAGAUUGCACCUCCGAGAACCGUUGUGAUUGGUUCUUACGACGAACGGGAAGAGGCAAAACUCGCCGAGCUCGAAGCGAUCGAACGCGAGAGUAUAACACAAGAAGAGGUCCUCGAUCAAGGCGCGGAAGGUUUACUCACCUACAGAGAUCUAGGCUAUGCGCCAGUGGGUUCGUUCUAUGCCAACUCGAGAAGCUACAGUGGCAUAAUCAACGGGGAAAGUGACGACAGCAUGGAAGAACCGUGCGGUUCUCUAGGUCCACCGGUACCAGGUUACAUCCCAGGCUCGGUGAUAGUUCAGCAAGGUUUCAUCAGAGAUAAAUUUGCAAAUUCUCGUAUCGGAGAAAUUAUUGAUAGGAGGCUCGUAGGAUGCCCGAACUGACCUAUUAUUUAUUAUCUUCUGUACAGUCAUUUCUUAUAAGAUAGAAAUAAAUUACUCUAAACUCUGAA
Messenger RNA from Megalopta genalis, 2116 nucleotides. RefSeq lists its product as uncharacterized. Gene Ontology annotation, biological process: regulation of transcription by RNA polymerase II; positive regulation of DNA-templated transcription; cell fate specification. Lineage: Eukaryota; Metazoa; Arthropoda; Insecta; Hymenoptera; Halictidae. Gene Ontology annotation, cellular component: chromatin; nucleus. The record is from RefSeq and is a predicted model, not a curated record. Gene Ontology annotation, molecular function: DNA-binding transcription factor activity, RNA polymerase II-specific; RNA polymerase II cis-regulatory region sequence-specific DNA binding.